AUGGGAUCAAUAGCAGAAGUAAUGAGAAAAUUUGGAGAUGAAAAAAGCACAUUGUUAGAUGAAUAUGAAAGGAUUACAUUUGAAAUUCAAUUGAACCAAGCUAUUCUUGGUCGGAGUUUAUCUGAGCCUGGUUCUUAUAGGAGGAGUACUACCGUAGCACCACCAGGUCUGCCGCUGGCCGGAGAUACUAAGCAGGAGGAGCAAGGGCCGUGCCGCCACCGGCACCACCGUGGUUACGGGUUCCAAAAGAUGAUGAAGAAGUUGCUGAAACCAAUUCUUGGUAAAAAAGGAGAUCAUAGGAUUAUUGACGAAGCUCCUCCACAUCCUAAGGACCCCAGGUUUUGGAAGAAAUUCAGUAGAUCUUUUCGGUGGCAAGAUAUUCUUGAAGCUAUUAAAGCCUCAUCCACUUUACAAAAUCUUGAAAUUUCAAGAAUAAUUGAGCAAAAUGGUGGGUUUAAAACCAUAUCUGAUUUUAAUCAUUUGCUUAUCUCUUUGGUUUUAGCAGAUGAGUUUGAGCUAGCCUUGAAACUGAGCUCAUUAUCUUAUGCAUUAGCACCAGAUGUUAACACAUACUCAAUUUGGGUCAGUUUGUACUGCAAAAAAAAUGACCCUGAAACAGCCAAAUCCAUUUUAGGUAACAUGUUGAAAGAUGGGUUUCAACCCAAAGUUGCCACCUUUACAACUUUAAUCAAUACUUUUUGCAAAGGUGGAAAAUUGCAAAAAGCUUAUGAGGUUUUUGAUGUCAUGGGUCAAAUUGGAUGUGAACCCACAAUUUAUACUUACAACUGCUUGCUUAAAGGUUUGUGCUUUGUUGGUAGAGUGGAAGAAGCUUAUGAGUUGCUUUUGAAUAUCAAGAAAUCUAAUAAAAAACCUGAUCUUUAUACUUAUACUGCUGUUAUGGAUGGUUUUUGUAAGGUUGGUAGGUCCAAUGAAGCACUAGAGUUGCUUGAGGAAGCUCUUGAAAUGGGGCUGAUACCUAAUGUGGUUACUUAUAAUACUUUGUUCAAUGGGUAUUUUAAAGAAGGCAGGCCUUUAGAUGGGAUUAAAUUGUUGAAGAAAAUGAAGAAACAAAAUUGUGUGCCUGAUCAUAUAACUUAUAGUACAUUGUUACAUGGGUUGUUGAAAUGGGGAAAAAUUAGAGCUGCUUCGAAAAUUUAUAAGGAGAUGUUAAAUCAUGAUUUUGAGGUGGACGGAAGGAUUAUGAAUUCCUUGUUGAGAGGGUUAUGCAGGCAAUCAAGGAAGGAAAAAGAGAUGUUAAAAGAUGCAUAUCAAGUAUUUGAAAGAAUGCAGAGCCGAAUGCUGGUUGUUGAUCCUGUUGGAUAUGAGUUGGUCAUUGAAGCUUUUUGUAGUGGCAAGGAGUUGGAUAAAGCACUGGAGAGUUUAUAUGAGGUUGUUAGAAUUGGGUAUUCUCCUAAGGCAUUCACUUUCUCUAAUGUUAUUCGUGUACUUUGUUUGGAGGGAAAAGUUGAUAAGGCAUUGUUAGUUUUUAUUCUCAUGCUGAAAGUUGGAAAAUCUCCCAGUAGUGUUCCAUUUAGCUUGUUGAUCAAUGAGCUGAAUCAACAAAGAAAGCCAUUGACUGCUUGUUACUUGUAUGGUGUUGCAUUGAAAAGUGGGGUGGUGCCAAGAAAUAAACCUGAGGUAUAUAUGCGUGGGAACGAGGUUUUCAACCCUGGAAGUGUAUUGAUUCCAUUGUCACUGUGUGCUUUUUCAUGA
This is a messenger RNA of Nicotiana attenuata, 1713 nucleotides long. RefSeq names its product pentatricopeptide repeat-containing protein At3g22470, mitochondrial-like. Bases 1 to 1713 code for a protein of 570 amino acids. Gene Ontology annotation, molecular function: protein binding. The record is from RefSeq and is a predicted model, not a curated record. Lineage: Eukaryota; Viridiplantae; Streptophyta; Magnoliopsida; Solanales; Solanaceae. The transcript is spliced from 2 exons.